AUGAAUUACAACUCUCCGCAACCGUUGACAAGGUUGAAAAUUUACCCUUUGAUCCAAAUUCCAUCUAUGUUGUUUUUACUUUCGAUCAAGUUCCGAAAAAAGUCGGAUCUACCGAUAAAAACCUCGAAGGAAAAAAACAGUUACGAAUGGUCCGAAAACAAUAAUGUCAUUUUCAAGGAUGUUCCAGAAUUUAGUAAUGAAAGAUUGAAAAUUGAAGUGAAAGAUAAACAAAGUGACAAGAUUAUAGGAAUGACCACCACAUCACUCGAUACUCUUCCCAAAAAUCUCGAAAUUUCCAGAAAACUCAAACUCUACGAUACCAAAAACGCCGUCUGUAACGUUCGUUUGAAAGCCAUUGGUUUCGGUGUAGACAAACGUUUAUUUGAAGUUCACAAAAAUGUCAUGCCUUUUCUUCGAUCCAUUCACACACCUUCGGAUGCCAUGAGAAAUGUCGUUGUAUUACCAACCACUAUGGAAAAUUUUUUUGGAUUGGAACCUGCAAUUGAAGCUCUGAAACGUGUGCAUGAAAGAUUUCCCAGUGCUUCUUCUCAUCCCUUGUAUCCAGUUUUAUUGAUUUUUCCUGGAAAGUAUUUGGUGAGAGAAACGAUAAAAAUUCCAGCUUCUUUGAAUGGAUUGGUGAUCUUUGGUGUGACGGAUACAAAGGAGAGAGUACAUUUGACUUCAAAUAAGAAGAAUGAUCCUAUUUUUGAUAUUGCCAUUGAUGUGAAUAUGAUUCAUAUGCACGGCUUGACGUUUGAUGCCGAUGGUUUGUGUGCAAAGGUUUCUUCGCCAACGACGAAAUUAGAGGCUUAUUCGUGUGACUUGUCAAAGAUUUGGCCUUCGAAUAGCAGUGCAGAAGUUGUAAAUUAUGAGUUCUUUGGAGAGGAAGAUUUAGAAGAUGACGAAGGUUUUUAUUAA
Naegleria fowleri is the source of this 918-nucleotide messenger RNA. RefSeq lists its product as uncharacterized. The record is from RefSeq and is a predicted model, not a curated record. Lineage: Eukaryota; Heterolobosea; Eutetramitea; Acrasida; Naegleriidae. The coding region runs from base 1 to 918 and encodes 305 amino acids. The transcript is spliced from 3 exons.